AUGGAUUCCACAGAAGAAGCUUUUGAACAAGGGGGAGAUGGUGUUUUGAGAUAUCAAGGUAGAUUGUGUGUACCUAUGAUGGAUGGACUCCAAGAGAAGAUUAUGGUGGAAGCUCAUAGCUCCAGAUAUUCCAUUCAUCCGGGUUCCACAAAGAUGUAUCGUCAUUUGAGAGAAGUUUAUUUGUGGAAUAGCAUGAAGAAAGGCAUUGCUGAAUUUGUUGUUAAGUGUCCAAAUUGCCAGCAAGUGAAAACGGAUGGGCAAGCAGAGCGCACUAUUCAGAAUUUAGAAGAUAUGUUGAGGGCUUGUGUGAUCGAUUUCAAAGGUAAUUGGGAUGAUCACUUACCUCUCAUUGAGUUUGCCUACAACAACAGUUAUCACUCUAGCAUCCACAUGGCUUCAUAUGAAGCUUUUUAUGGGAGAAGAUGUAGAUCUCCUAUUGGAUGGUUUAAAGUUGGUGAAGCACAGUUGAUAGGACCAGAUUUAGUUCACCAAGCUAUGGAGAAGGUGAAAGUGAUUCAAGAGAGGUUGAAGACGGCACAGAGUCGCCAGAAAUCCUACACUGAUGUUAGGAGAAGGGCGUUAGAGUUUGAAGUAGACGAUUGGGUAUAUUUGAAAGUCUCACCCAUGAAAGGGAUUAUGAGGUUUGGUAAGAAGGGUAAACUCUGUCCCCGGUAUAUUGGACCUUAUCCAUGUUGCAUAGGUGAUCCUUCAUUGAUCCUACCAACUGAAAGUAUUAGGAUCAAGGAUAACUUAUCUUAUGGGGAGAUUCCUGUUCAGAUUUUAGAUCGCCAAGUUCGUAGAUUUAGAACGAAAGAUGUAGCAUCAGUCAAGGUCCUUUGGAGGAACCAAUUUGUUGAGGAAACUACUUGGGAAGCUGAAGAGGACAUGAAGAAGAGAUAUCCACGUCUCUUUGAAUCCGGGGAAAAUGCAAAUUAA
Solanum verrucosum is the source of this 936-nucleotide messenger RNA. RefSeq lists its product as uncharacterized. Lineage: Eukaryota; Viridiplantae; Streptophyta; Magnoliopsida; Solanales; Solanaceae. The transcript is spliced from 4 exons. Gene Ontology annotation, molecular function: nucleic acid binding. The coding region runs from base 1 to 936 and encodes 311 amino acids. The record is from RefSeq and is a predicted model, not a curated record.